Osmerus eperlanus (European smelt) is the source of this 3461-nucleotide messenger RNA. RefSeq names its product vasculin-like protein 1. Bases 1638 to 3122 code for a protein of 494 amino acids. Gene Ontology annotation, cellular component: nucleus. The transcript has 12 exons. Gene Ontology annotation, biological process: DNA-templated transcription; positive regulation of DNA-templated transcription. Gene Ontology annotation, molecular function: DNA binding; RNA binding. The record is from RefSeq and is a predicted model, not a curated record. NCBI's taxonomy places the organism in Eukaryota, Metazoa, Chordata, Actinopteri, Osmeriformes, Osmeridae.
GAUCUUUAUGUCUUAUUAUGGUGGCUCUUAUUUGUAUUUACGCUAUGACACACCCUUACUGGACUUUGUUAGAGGCAAAGGAGUAACGAAGAAGCCUAGCUGUUCAUAUCAAGGUUAAGCUAUAUGUAUUGUAAGAAUAUUUCUUACAAGCUUACUCAUUGUUGAAACAGGGGAAUCUGAAUAUGAUAUGUGAUAUUGCUUGUCCUCAAAAGUAUCCGUUUCUUGUUUCUGCCAUCCUAUUAAAUAUCUCGGUCUAUAGAAGCCCAUGUUGAAAACUUGGAAAGGUCUGAAAAUACUCGGAUUAGUAGGGAAAAGCUCAGCCUAUGGGAAUAAGGAGUGGGUACAGAGCAGACACAUUGUAUCUCCCAACUCCUUUUCUGCUUAAAAAAAGGAAAACAUUUUCAUUAGUUUUUUUUAAAGGAGUCCCACUUUAUGGAACAGUUGUUUUUCAACAAAGGAGUCCCAAAUGUUUUAGGACACUGGCAAGGGAUUGCUACUGUUAACUCACUCAUCUAUGAAAUCUGAACUAUUGCACCUGCUUACUGCAAACGGACAACCACGGCUAAAUCCAUUGGCAGCAAGCAAAUGUAAAUGCAAGGCAGAUGAUGAAAACACAAGACAAGGGCCACUGAGGGAUGCAGUUGUCUUAAGCACACGUUGAAUGGCAACUUCAUCAUGCACUGUCCUGCAGUAUCAAAGUUUCACUGACUACAACUGAAGAUGACAGCAAUGUAACAGUGGGUUGCACUUCCUUUAUUGUCAUGUGACUUUGAAACCAGGAAACUGUUUUUCUUCGACUUGGGACAGCCUUUUCACCAGUUUAAUGAGGUGAGCUGUGGUAUUCGGUGAUCUCUGUUGGAAAGUAAAGACUGUCUUGAAACAGAUUCUUUUGUGCACGCAGUUGGGCAGAGACAAAAAUGACUCGGUAAGAGGUGGAGGUAUACAAGCUGGCACUCUGGUGUAGCUGAAGAACACGCUGGAACCUCCCUCUCCCCUGGACGUGAAGGUGAACCAGUCCUGUUCACUCAGACAGAUAAAUCAAUGCCCCAGCGCUUCCACAGACUGCUCCCUCAUUUCACCCAACAACCUGCGUGGGCCUCUCCUAUUGGACCCGUCAAUCAACUGUGCUUGCCAAUCAGUACACUAAACGGCCUGAAGAUUUAUCCUGACGGCAUUGUGUCCGCCUCUUGAGUUGUAACAAAGGAGUUGGUGAAGAAUCUAGCUUCAAGACAUAUUCUGGGGGAGUCCGCAGGCUUCUAAACAAUUACAAAACAUCCCCUUACUUGAGCCGCUCAGUACAAUACUCUCCACAACCUGUCAAAUCAGCUGCCCCUCCACCCCCAUUCCAAAGUCCUCUGGAUCACUGUUCCAGACCAUUCCUGCGAUCCAGUAACCUGCCUACUAACGCUUCACCCUGGACGACAGGGUCUGCCUCUGGGGAAAGGGGCUGUGCUGUCCUGGAGGAGGGGCUUGCGGCGGGCAACUCUCCAUCCGCAGGUGCACUCUGAGGCCAGGGUCUGUGGGAGCACAUCCAGAGAGAUCCAGAGAGGAGGCAGAGGACAUCAGAGCCCCUGACUCUGGGAUCCUUGCCAUGAGGUUUGAUGCCUCAAUCCACUGACCGGAAACACUGGACCUAAAUGGCGCAGCAUGACUUUGUCCCUGCCUGGCUCAACUUCUCCACACCCCAGCCUGCCAAGUCCCCUUCUGCCAGCCUUGAGAAGCAUGGCGAGCCCCAUCACCACCGGGAUGGUCGUGUCUCAGUGAGCCGACGCAGACACAACUCCUCGGAUGGCUUCUUUAACAAUGGGCCCCUGCGCGCUCCAGCAGGUGAUGGCUGGCAGCAGCCUUCUCUCCUCCUGAGACAUGACUCUGUGGACUCAGGGGUGGCGAAGGGGGGGCACGGGGGACUGGCGGGGGGGUCCAGCUGGAAGGAGGCGCCCAGCUGGCACGGCACCCCCCGGGGGCCGCAGGAGAGUCACCACCACCACCAGGGACGGCACCCCAAACGAGGGGGAGGGGACAGGGACAGGCAGGGGGGGCACCGGCAACGCAACGGCAACUUUCAUCCCCGCAAGACCACCGCUUUUCAGGACAAGUUCCCCAAUGAGGAACGCAAGGACAGCAAGGAGGACAAGCUGAAGUUUGUAGAAGAGGACUUUCCCUCACUCAACCCUGAAACAACUGGAAAGCCGGGGACCCAGAUGAGAGCCGUGCCUCCCCAUGCAGGAGUGUGGGAGAACCCCCCCAGUGGUAAACAGAUGGUGUCUAAAAUGCUGGUCAUCAAGAAGGUUUCCAAAGAGGACUCCAGCACCGCCUUCUCUGCAGGCUUUGCCAGUGCUGGUGCCCUUCCCUCCAACGGUAGCAAAGCACCCAUUGCAGGCUCCAGCGUCUACAAGAAUCUGGUUCCCAAGCCUGUCACCAAGAGCGCCCAGUGGAAGCCCAGUGGGAGGGAUAUCUCCAAACCUGGCCUCCACCUGGCAGGCCGAGAAUCUGUCUUCACCAGCCCGGUCUCUGCAACCAAACCCAGCCACGCAACCAGCACCCCACCACACAACACCCCCAAAGAGCAGCAUCCCUCCAGCACGACACCUCCCAUAGACAUUGCCCCGUCACGCCUGAAGCUGAUGCGUCGCGGUCCGGACCGCAAGAGUGAGUUCCUGCGAGCGCUGAAGGACGAGGGCACCGGAGAGCUGACCGCCAGCAGCAGCAGCCCUGGAGAGGGUGAAAGCAGCACCCCGGAGCCCAGAGGCGACAGCGAGGAGCUCUGCCACGAGAACGGCCUGUCCCAUUCCCUUAGUGACUCAGACACAGAGCACCUGUCAAGCUCCCUGGAGGCAGAACACAGGUUGCUGAAGGCCAUGGGCUGGCAGGAAUACCCAGAAAAUGAUGACAAUUUCCUGCCCCUGACUGAGGAUGAGCUUAGAGAGUUCCAGACUAAAACGGAACAGAUGAAGAGGAACGGUCUGCAGAGGAACGGAGUUCUCGUCCCGAGGGCGCGGUGUGUAACCCUCCACUUCACCCCCUGGAGGAGUGUGGCGGAGGCUCACCUGGAGGAGGGCUCAGAACCAGACACCAGUAGCAGCAGCCAGACCUCCGACGAUGACGACUGCAUCCACACCUGACGUAGCUUUACCCAACAACACCAAGACACCCUCCUGCUUCAAGUCUUCUGUCAGCUUCAGUUUAAUAGCACCAUUUUUUUUUUUUUUGUCGUUCUUGCACAAGGGAAAACCAAUCAUAUCCCAGUGAAGGGGGAGUCCUCCUCCACCAGACGUCUUUUUCCCUGCGUUUCCACCUUCACUGCAGCCCCUCACCUCCCCUUGUUUCCUCGCUUUGUGGAACUGAGUGUUCAACAAAAGGGCAACAAAUGCACACGAUUCUGCUUUCAAACAGACUAACUCAUUUCAUUGAUGAUGCUGAUGACAAAUUAAGGAUAAUAAAAUUGGUUCCUGACAAGCUGA